Messenger RNA from Otolemur garnettii (small-eared galago), 282 nucleotides. Its product is annotated as C-C motif chemokine 3-like. Gene Ontology annotation, cellular component: extracellular region. The transcript is spliced from 3 exons. Gene Ontology annotation, molecular function: chemokine activity; CCR chemokine receptor binding. The record is from RefSeq and is a predicted model, not a curated record. Gene Ontology annotation, biological process: chemokine-mediated signaling pathway; positive regulation of ERK1 and ERK2 cascade; neutrophil chemotaxis. The coding region runs from base 1 to 282 and encodes 93 amino acids. Lineage: Eukaryota; Metazoa; Chordata; Mammalia; Primates; Galagidae.
AUGGAGGUGCCUAUUGCUGCCCUUGCUGUCCUGUUCUUCACAGAGGCCCUCUGCCCCCAGGCCUGGUCUGCCUCAUUUGGUGCUAACACCCCAACAGCCUGCUUCUUCUCCUAUAUCUCCCAGCAGAUUCCGCUCAAAUUUGUGGAUGACUAUCAUGAGAGCAGCAGCCAGUGCUCCAAGCCGGCUGUCAUCUUCCUAACCAAGAGAGGCCGGCUGGUCUGUGCUGACCCCAGUGAGGCCUGGGUCCAGGAGCACGUCACCAAUCUGGAGCCAAAUGCCUGA